AGGGUUGGACGGAAGAGUAGCGGGAAUGUGGGCAUGCACACGAGCGUGCGAUUCUUGCAGCCGGCGUUAGUGCCUGGAAACUACCACUACAGCCCGGAAGGGCUAGGAUUCCAAGGCGGACACUCCUAACUUGGAGAGUCUGCGUUGUCUGCUGACUCUAAGUGCACGGUUAGUGCACACUGCUCUCUGAGCGUGCACACAGUGCUGUUGUCCCGGAGCGUCUGGCAUGAAUUCUGUCUUGUCUGAGUUCACAUGUUAUAGGAGGGAGCGUCCUAGGCCCCACCGGUGGCCAGGAUUAUGGAGAGGUGGCACUGGAAGGACAUAAUCAUCGCCACCUCUUCGCAGAUGGCCUCGUCGAGCCCUGAGGCCCCUUGUUCCUGCGACUGCUUUGUCUCUGUGCCCCCUGCCUCAGCCAUCCCUGCUGUGAUCUUUGCAAAGAACUCAGACCGCCCCCGAGAUGAGGUGCAGGAGGUGGUGUUUAUACCAGCAGGCACUCAUGCCCCUGGGAGCCGGCUUCAGUGCACCUACAUCGAGGUGGAACAGGUGUUAAAGACUCAUGCUGUGAUUCUGAGCCGCCCUUCUUGGCUGUGGGGGGCCGAGAUGGGAGCCAAUGAACAUGGUGUCUGCAUUGGCAAUGAGGCAGUGUGGACCAAGGAGCCUGUUGGGGAGGGGGAAGCCCUGCUGGGUAUGGAUCUACUCAGGCUGGCUCUGGAGCGGAGCAGUACUGCCCAGGAGGCUGUGCGUGUGAUCGCAGGCUUGCUGGAACGCUAUGGACAGGGGGGCAGCUGCCGGGAGGAACCCGUUCCAUUCUGCUAUCAUAACACCUUCCUACUGGCUGACCGGACAGAGGCGUGGGUGCUGGAGACAGCAGGGAGGCUGUGGGCUGCUCAGCGGAUCCAGGGGGGUGCCCGCAACAUUUCUAACCAGCUGAGCAUUGGCACCGACAUCUCAGCAGAACACCCAGAACUCCGAAGCCAUGCCAAGGCCCAGGGUUGGUGGACUGGACAGGGCACCUUUGACUUUGCAGAGGUCUUCUCCCUGACCCAACAGCCUGUACGAAUGGAAGCUGCCAAGGCCCGCUUCCGGGCUGGACGUGAGCUGCUGCUUCAGCAACAAGGCCGUAUCACAGCAGAGGUGAUGAUGGACAUCCUCAGGAACAAGGAGAGUGGCAUCUGCAUGGACUCCGGAGGCUUCCGCACCACAGCCAGCAUGGUGUCGGUCCUGCCCCAGGAUCCCACCAAGCCCUGUGUCCAUUUCCUCACUGCCACACCAGACCCAUCCAGGUCUGUAUUCAAGCCUUUCAUCUUUGAGAUGGGGGUGGCCCAGGCCCCCCAGGUACUGUCCCCCACCUUUGGAGCCCAGGACCCUGUUCGGAUCCUCCCCCGAUUCCAGACUCAGGUGGAUCGUCAGCACUUACUCUAUCGUGGACACCAGGCAGCCCUGGGGCUGAUGGAGGCCGGGCAGGAUCAGGGAAAACAGCUCCGGCAAAUGCAGCAGAGCCUGGAGCAGGAAGGCCUGGAGGCUCUCAGAGGACUACUUACUGGUGGACAGACCCCACCUCCCCAGGCGCUGGGCAGCCUCUUCCAGGCCUUUGUGGAGAAGGAGCACCAGGCCUAUGCUUAAGCAUGCAACAGCUCCUGGUCCACUGGGUGCAGGAGCUCUGAGUCCAGCUGUGAGCUGUGGGGCGGUCCCAACCAUCCCUUCACACCACUCAUCCAGGCUCUGGGUGGCUGGUAAAGCCGCUGACUUAAUAAAUAUGUUUUAUUUCCUUGUUUA
Messenger RNA from Mesocricetus auratus (golden hamster), 1776 nucleotides. It is a transcript of the gene Scrn2, whose product is annotated as secernin 2. Gene Ontology annotation, molecular function: cysteine-type exopeptidase activity; dipeptidase activity. Bases 298 to 1623 code for a protein of 441 amino acids. The record is from RefSeq and is a predicted model, not a curated record. NCBI's taxonomy places the organism in Eukaryota, Metazoa, Chordata, Mammalia, Rodentia, Cricetidae. Gene Ontology annotation, biological process: proteolysis. The transcript is spliced from 7 exons.